AUGCAGGUACCUGGUGGCGGCGACCGCUAUUGCCACGCUGCUAGAGGCAGUAGUCCUGUUCCUCAGCUCGAAGAAGAAGGGCAGGAGAAAGACAGCCUGGAGGGUGCUCAUGCUGCUCCACGGCGCCGUCGUGCCCGCGCUGCUCUACACGUCCGCCGGCGCGCGUUCGCCGUCAGUUGGGACGUCUCCUACUACUUGGAGCCCAGUGGGAGAAGCUUCAGCGUCUGCCACAGCAGCGUCGGCGGCGGCUGCUUCUGCGAGCAGGUGCACGUGUCCAUGUGGCUCGCGCUCGGCGCCGUGUCCAUUGCUGAGUUCCUGACCACAUUGCGAUGGUGCCAUGGCAGUGGGUUGGGUUCGGACUCUGGCUCUGACUCAGACUCGGACUCGGAUUCGGAGUCCGUCUGUCGGCAUGGGUGCCAUUGCAAGCAUUAG
Molecule: messenger RNA, 432 nt
Organism: Miscanthus lutarioriparius
Lineage: Eukaryota; Viridiplantae; Streptophyta; Magnoliopsida; Poales; Poaceae
Source: the annotation of a GenBank genome assembly